Striga asiatica is the source of this 565-nucleotide messenger RNA. The record is from the annotation of a GenBank genome assembly. NCBI's taxonomy places the organism in Eukaryota, Viridiplantae, Streptophyta, Magnoliopsida, Lamiales, Orobanchaceae.
GGUGGGAGAUUAAUUUCCUAGUUGGAUACGCAGUUAAAUAUAUCUUCAUAUACAAAAAAUGGCAGAAAAUUCGAAGCUGGGGCAAUUGAUCAUGUAUUCUGAUGAUCGGAGCUCGAAUCUCAAAGACGGAAAAACGGGAGAAAAAAUUGCUCGGAAAUUAUCAUUUUCCGAUCACUCGAGCUGCAGUAAGUCAGAUAGAUUUGUGGUGGACAUGGCACAUCUCAUGGAUAAAGACAUCAACAAUACAAAUUCAAGAAUUACAUUGCAGAGGAAUAUUUCAAGAAAAGGAUCAGUCAGAAAUGGAGACCUGAAAAUAAAUGGUGACAAUAGAGAGACUGUCACAACUUCACCAAAAGGCACAAAAACUGCAGCUGGCAGCACGCCGGAAAAGCCAGGUGUGGUGGCGGUGGGACCCGCGAACCACUCCCAUCAUCAGAUCACCAUCACUGGCGGCAGCCCCGCAGCCGAGGGCAAAUCGGCCGGCAGGAGGUUCGGUUUACGGCGAGCUCAGCCGGUGAGGAUUUGUGAUUCUAAAAGGAUACUCUUCCUUUUUGCAACCCUGUAA